Actinia tenebrosa (Australian red waratah sea anemone) is the source of this 1021-nucleotide messenger RNA. RefSeq lists its product as uncharacterized. The record is from RefSeq and is a predicted model, not a curated record. Lineage: Eukaryota; Metazoa; Cnidaria; Anthozoa; Actiniaria; Actiniidae.
CGGUCUGCGUCCAAGCGUGGAAAGUAGCUAGUAAACAUUGACCAAGUAGUGAUAGCGUUCGGAUAAAUUUGAUAGUCAAUUUAAGAAAAUUUAAGCUUUUCUCUCACCCAUAAACUGGUGAUUUCAACAUACUUGAUGAUCAGGGUAAUAUCRAGUUCAUUUUAACGUAUUUUAUAGGUGUUUCGAUUGAUUAAUUCAUGAUGAAAGAGGACGUCAAUUUGCCACCUUCUCGAAGCCAGCCUGAAAGACCAACAACAUCUGCUCUAAAACAAAGAUCAGCGGAAGCUAUACCCAGAGAUAUAGACUCUAGAGCUUCCUCCUUGAGCAAUACCCCAGUAUCCAACGCUCGACCCGUUCCACCUGGAGUAAGACUAACUUCGUUAUCAGCUUUAUACAAGCCAGCUUUCAAACCCUACGCUUUUUCACAUAUGUACAAUACUAAAUAUAGCAACGAUUUUCAAGGGACAUACGCAGCACCGCCGUCACCGCUAAGGCCUGAAUCAACUAACUACGCAACAAUAGAUUAUAAUUUCACRACAACCAUGUAUAAUCAACAUUUCCAAAAACCAAAGCCCAUGCCAUUAGCAUUUGUGGUACCUUAUUCAAGACAUCGACAUAAUAAUCCCCAGCCUCGUAUGGCCAACAACUACAACUAUCCAGACUCUUCACGGUGGAUCUGGUCAUCUCCUUCAGCGCUACAGGGUAGCCGAGAAACACACUCUUCACAAGGUCCUCAAGGAUGGAACUCCAAUACUCGUAUUCCUUACCCUCGGCACCAUCGCUGGUGUUCAAGAUGAUGAUCUAGCAAUUCUACACUAGCUUGCUUUUUCAUCCUGUGAAUACUGUGUCUAAUGUAUCCCAUUGCCAGUGGAUCAGCAUCAAGCCGCUGAUGGUCAGAAAACCCGCUAGGCUCUGGAAACAAGGCAAUUCCCCAAAAUUAAAAAUCGAUAUGUUUUAGGGAAAAAGUUUUAGUUUGUAAAAUUAACUUAUUUUAAAUAUUAAAAGAUAGUCUUAAAAUUGA